AGAAUUGUGAUUAAAUUAUUUAUUAAUAUUUUCAGUAUUUUCUAAAAAUAAUUAUCAAUGCAACAAAGUGAAUAAGGAAAAUUGUGGUAAACUAUUCCUAAGGAUUUUGUGUAAUCUAAGGUCAAAUAUGAAGCAACAGUAACAAAACUAGGGAAACAGUAACAUUAAAGACAUCUUGUAGUUACUGAUAAGCAUAUAUUGUUAUUCAAAGUAAUUGAAACUAUAUUCAAAGCAAAAUGGAAAAUUUGCACAUAAAUUAUUACCUCUUGAUUUUUCAACUAGAUUUGAGAUGUUUCGAGAUGCUCCUAUUUUAAAGUCUAAUGCAUAAACAAAAAAAUCAACUCCAAAUACUCCUCAUUCUAAUCGAGUUGAUAUUGUUAAGCCAGAGGAUAUUUAAACUUUAGGAGAUAUCUUGCAUAUAAGAUUAUCAAUUGAAUCAUCUGAUAAAUACUGGGAUUUCACUAGUGAUCAAGAAACCUUGAAAACAUUUAGAAAACUAUUUGGUUAAAAAAUAAAUCAAAUGGGAUUUCAUCAUAUGUUUAAAGUGUUCAAAAAGAUUGGCAAAGGCAAUUUUGCAAGUGUGUAUUUAGCAGAGAGAAUAGAGGACGGCUAAUAGAUGGCAAUUAAAGCCUUUUCAAAAAGUGCUGUUUAUGCUGAAGAGAAUGGGAAAGUAAUAUUAUCCAUAUAAAAAUAAGGAAGGACUCAUCAAUGAAAUAACCAUAAUGAGAGAAUUGGAUCAUCCAAACAUCAUGAAACUUUAUGAAGUCUAUGAAACACAGAAUUCAUUAUACAUGGGUCUAGAAUUAUUAUAGGGAGGUUAACUCUAUGAUAUAAUCAAAAAGAAAGUGAUAUUAAACAAUAAAUAAAUACAAUCUAUAAUGAAGGGACUGCUAGAAGGAUUGGCACACAUGCAUUCCAAAAACAUAAUGCAUAGAGAUUUGAAACUCGAAAAUAUAUUGUUCAAAGAAUAAAAGUUAGUUUAAAUAUUAUUAUAAUAGUGACAUAAAUUCUGUAGUUAUAGCGGAUUUUGGUUUAGCAACAUUUGUGAAUCUUCCGGUCUACUUGUAUUGUAGAUGUGGAACACCUGGUUUUGUAGCACCAGAAGUCAUAAAUAUUACAGAUAUGUCAACUACAUAUGACAGCGUUUGUGAUAUCUACUCUUUAGGAUUGGUGUUCCAUAUACUUUUGACAGGGAAACCAGGAUUUCCAGGAAGAAGUUAUAACACUAUUGUUUAAUAAAAUAAGGAGGCCAAGGUUAAUUUUAAGAGUUCAGUCUUUGAAGUCGUACAACCAUAAGCCUUUGAAUUAUUAAAACAAAUGUUAGAACCUAAUCCCAAAAGUAGAAUUACUGCAAAAUAAGCUAUGAAAUUUGAAUACAUUAAAUUAUGUGAGGCAGUUCAAUUAAACAUCUCAUCUGAAGAAGAUGGCGACAUCGAGGAAGUCGAUGAUAAACCAGAAUUAAAUGCUAGAAUACAAUUAAUCAAUCAACAGUAAAAUCUCUAAAUCUAUAUUAGAGCUGUCAAGUUUGACAUGCUGAGAAUUAAUCAAUUGACUAACUCACCCUUAAAAUCUCCAGUUAUGUAAGCCACCAAUAAAAUGAAAGAAGGGCAAAAUAAAGAUUAACAAAUGAUCAUGAGAACUCCUGUUAUUACAGGUAGAAUUGUUGAAUGCGAAGGUUUAAGAAUGAAAUAACAAUAUAUUUAGACUCUCCCAAUAUGAACUAGUUUGUUUCACCAAGUGUUCAAUUCAAAAAACUCUAAGAGAAGUAAAAUACUUUCUUCAUAGUUAGUUAAUAAUAAGCUCCAACCGGAAAUGUUUUGUUAAAGUAUACUUAAAAACCAUAACAGCAGUAACAGAAAGACAACGAAGAUGAUAAAAAAGAAUAGUCUAAUAUUGCAAAAUCAGUAAAAGCUGCCCUUAGCAAACAUAUCUGA
Messenger RNA from Paramecium octaurelia, 1934 nucleotides. NCBI's taxonomy places the organism in Eukaryota, Ciliophora, Oligohymenophorea, Peniculida, Parameciidae. The record is from the annotation of a GenBank genome assembly.